Molecule: messenger RNA, 2844 nt
Organism: Alnus glutinosa
Lineage: Eukaryota; Viridiplantae; Streptophyta; Magnoliopsida; Fagales; Betulaceae
Exons: 1
Coding region: 1-2844 (947 amino acids)
Source: RefSeq, a predicted model, not a curated record
AUGCCUACUCGGCCCCUGCGGCUCGAAUUUCCUCGUUUUGACGGCGACAACCCUGCUGGUUGGACUUAUAAAGUCAACCAAUUCUUUGAUUAUUAUCAAACUCCACUGCAUCAGCGUCUCUGCAUGGCCUCUUUCCACAUGGAGGGUGAGGCCCUCAUCUGGUUCCAGGACGCAGAGGAGUUGGGACAGUUUCCGACGUGGGAUGCUUUUGUCCAUGCCCUGCUAACUCGUUUUGGGCCUGCUUAUGACGACCCAAUGGAGGAGUUGAUGCGGCUCCGUCAAACUGCUUCUGUGGCCGAAUACACUACCCAGUUCGAGGCUUUGUCUAAUCGGCUUCGUGGGGUUUCGGAUAGGAACAGGCUGAGUUGCUUUCUCAGUGGGUUGAAAGACGACAUCCGCCUUCCAGUGCGCAUGUUACAUCCAAUUAGCCUUGUUGCUGCGUUUGGCCUUGCUAAGCUCCAGGAGGAAUACUUGCAAAGUGUACACCGUCCCACCCGCACUGUUUCCUCUUCGUACUCUUUUGGACGCCAGCACAAUUGGAAUCAUACUGGAAAUGUGUCGUCCCCAUUACCGGGACCGUCCUCUUCCCCGUUGGCUUUACCAUCCAGGCCAUCCUCGGGUCUUCCAGUCCAACGUAUUUCUUCCACACAAAUGAAGGAACGGCGGGAUCGGGGCCUUUGUUAUUACUGUGAUGACAAAUGGCAACCCGGCCAUAAAUGCAAGUCCCCUCGACUGUAUCUUUUGUCGGGAUUAGAUAUCCAGUCGGAUGAGGCACCGGAAGAGGUUUACUAUGAUUCCACGGAUGCGGGAGAACCUGUCCAAGAAUUCGACGUCGUUGAAUGUAAAGACCCGGAGAUCUCCCUGAAUGCAAUUUCGGGCUCCUUAGGGGCUAAAUCCAUGCGUCUUUUGGGUUUCCUACUAAAGCACAGUGUUAGCAUUUUAAUUGAUUCCGGAAGUUCUCAUAACUUCCUGGAUCAGUCUCUGUUACUCAAGGUUCCGCUUCCACUAGACCCUUCUCCUCUGCUACAAGUUCAUAUUACUGAUGGUACUUCCAUUCAGUGUUUCGGAAUGGCCUCCUCUGUUUCUCUUCGGGUCCACGGCCACAACAUCAUCACCAAUUUUUAUGUAAUCUCUUUGGGUGGUUGUGAUGUUGUUCUCGGGGUUGAAUGGCUUCGCACUUUGGGUCCCAUUUUAUGGGAUUUCACCCACAUGACCAUGCAAUUUACUUUGUUGAACCAGUCCACUACACUCACAGGCGUAGUACCACGUGAGCUCUUGGUAGCAGCUGGCACCAAUUUCCUUCAAUCCAGCCCUGCCUCUACUAAAGGGCUGCUUUUAAAGUUGCUCUCCUGUGAUUCAGCUCCAUCUAUUGCAGCCAUCCCCGAUUCUGUUCAGACCUUGCUGGACUCAUUUGCUGCGGUCUUUACUACUUCCACUGGUUUACCGCCAGCUCGUUCCCAUGAUCACAGCAUUGUUCUAACGGAUCCACAGCCUGUGAAUGUUCGUUCAUACCGCUACCCUUACUUCCAGAAGGCUGAAAUCGAGAAGAUCAUCCGUGAACUUUUAUUUACUGGGGUAAUUCGUCCCAGUCACAGCCUUUUCUCGGCACCGGUACUUUUGGUUCGGAAGGCCGAUGGGAGUUGGAGGCUUUGCGUGGAUUAUCGAGCCCUCAACCGUAAAACUGUCAAGGACAAGUUUCCGAUUCCUGUUAUCGACGAGUUAUUAGACGAACUCCAUGGUGCGGCUGUAUUUUCCAAACUCGACCUUCGUUCGGGUUGUCACCAAAUUCGGAUGCAGCAGGACGACAUCCCUAAAACUGCGUUUCGCACGCACGACGGUCACUACGAGUUUCUCGUCAUGCCCUUCGGUUUGACAAACGCCCCAUCCACCUUUCAGGCUCUCAUGAACGAUAUCUUCCGGCCUUUCCUGCGCCGUUUCGUUCUCGUCUUUUUUGACGACAUUUUGGUCUACAGCCAGAAUUUGGAAGACCAUUUGCACCAUUUGCAGGAGGUUCUGGAGGUUUUGUUGAGUCACAAAUUGUUUGCAAAACUGUCCAAAUGUUCUUUUGCGGUGGCUGAAAUUGAAUACCUUGGCCAUUUGAUUUCUCACCAAGGCGUUCGGGCGGACCCUUCUAAACUCGAGGCCAUGGUGAAUUGGCCCCGUCCUCAGUCGAUUAAAGCCCUACGCGGGUUCUUGGGCCUCACCGGUUAUUACCGAAAAUUCAUAAGGCACUAUAGAAUUAAAGCUGCUCCCCUGACGGCCUUGCUGAAAAAGAAUGCAUUCCACUGGUCACCCGCUGCUAUGGAUGCUUUUGUUCAACUCAAAGAGGCCAUGCUUACUCCCCCAGUCCUUCGCCUACCAGAUUUUUCCACUCCCUUUGUAGUGGAGUGUGAUGCAUGUGGGACGGGCCUCGGCGCUGUUUUAAUGCAGCAGGGCCAGCCACUUGCGUUUCUCAGUAAAGCCCUUAAGGGCCAGGCACUCCAUCUCUCCACUUAUGAGAAGGAGUUGCUCUCUUUGGUCACCGCCGUCCAACAUUGGCGGCCUUACCUCCUUGGCCGAACAUUUACCGUCCGGUCUGAUCAUCAGGCCCUCAAGUUUCUACUGGAACAGCGGGUGGGUACUAUUUUUCAGCAGCGUUGGUUGUCCAAAUUGAUUGGCUACGACUUCAUUAUUGAAUAUAAGAAGGGCCGUGACAAUAAGGUCGCUGAUGCCUUAUCCAGGUUGGCUGAGAUUCCUACUCCCUCCCUGUCCCUCAUCUCAUUUCCGACUCCCACUUGGAUUUCGGAUCUUAAGGGCUCUUAUGCUUCUGAUCCUCACACUGCUGCCUUGUUACUCGACCUAUAG